AUGUGGGUUCAUUUGCUCGUGUUAGUGCUACUGGCGGCCAUCUAUUGGGUUCGGCAACGUUUUUCCUACUGGAAGCAGCGCAAUGUUCCGUACAUUCAACCAUCGUUUCCGCAGGGAAACUUGGCCGGCGUAGGCAAGAAGAGCCACAUGUCAGAAAUUCUGCAAAAUUGCUACAAACAGCUGAAAAGCUCCGGAAAACCCUACGGUGGAACUUACUUCUUCAUCAAUCCCGUGGCGCUUCUCAUCGAUCCGGAUCUUAUUAAGGCGGUUCUGGUGAAAGAUUUCCCUUACUUUCACGAUCGUAACCUUUAUCACAACGAUCGGGACGAUCCACUGUCGCGCCAUCUGGUCGCAAUGGAGGGUACCAAAUGGAGAAACCUGAGAGCGAAGCUCACACCCACCUUCACGUCGGGCAAAAUGAAACUGAUGUUCUCCACCGUAACGGCCGUUGCGGAAGAGUUCGACAAGUGCAUGGCGGCGGAGAUCAGACAAGGCUCCGUGGUGGAGAUGAAGGAUCUGCUGGCACGCUUCACCACGGACGUUAUUGGUUCGGUUGCGUUCGGGCUGGAGUGUAACAGCCUGAAAGAUCCCGAUGCAAAGUUCCGUGUGAUGGGUCGUAAAGUGUUCCAAGCGUCCCGGUAUCGUGCGAUGAAGGUCUUUCUAGCCGCACAAUUCCCUCAGAUUGCGCGAGCCUUUCACGUGACGCUAACACCUCCGGACAUAUCGGAAUUUUUCAUGGGCGUCGUCAAAGACACAAUUGAGUUUAGAAGAAAUAACAACGUGCAGCGUAACGAUUUUAUGACCCUGCUAAUGAAGGUGAUGAAGGAACAGGUGGAGAGUGGAGCAGUUGACGGUGAUCAGAAAGAUCAUCUCACGAUGGACGACAUUGCGGCGCAGGCGUUUGUGUUUUUCCUCGCCGGGUUUGAAACGUCCUCCACGACGAUGUCAUUCUGUUUGUACGAGUUGGCUCUUCACCCGGAGCUGCAGGAUAAGGCACGACAGAACAUUACAGAGGUGCUGAAGAAAUAUGACACUAUUAGCUACGAGGCAAUACACGAGAUGAAGUACAUCGAGAUGUGCAUCAAUGAGUCUCUUCGAAAGUAUCCACCGGCAACUACCCUUACCCGUAGAGUCGAGAAGGACUAUCGAGUGUUCGGUACCGAUCAAGUACUACAAAAGGGCAUCAUGGUUGCUAUUCCGGUCUACGCACUUCAUCACGAUCCGGAACAUUUCCCCAAUCCGGACCGUUUCGAUCCGGAACGAUUUUCCGCGGAGCAGAGCGAAAAGCGGCAUCCGUUCGCCUUUCUUCCCUUUGGCGAGGGACCACGCAUAUGUAUCGGGCUUCGAUUUGGCAUGAUGCAGGCCCGUAUCGGGCUGGUAUAUCUUCUGAAGCACUUCCGUUUUACGCUCGCAAAGGACAGAAUGAGCGUACCGUUGAAGAUUUCACCCGCCAGCUCCAUUCUGACCAUCGACGGGGGACUUUGGUUAAAUGUGGAGAAGCUGUAA
This is a messenger RNA of Anopheles moucheti, 1506 nucleotides long. RefSeq names its product probable cytochrome P450 6a14. Gene Ontology annotation, molecular function: heme binding; iron ion binding; monooxygenase activity. The record is from RefSeq and is a predicted model, not a curated record. The transcript is spliced from 2 exons. NCBI's taxonomy places the organism in Eukaryota, Metazoa, Arthropoda, Insecta, Diptera, Culicidae. The coding region runs from base 1 to 1506 and encodes 501 amino acids.